Messenger RNA from Salvia splendens (bonfire salvia), 852 nucleotides. RefSeq names its product trafficking protein particle complex subunit 3. The coding region runs from base 105 to 665 and encodes 186 amino acids. Gene Ontology annotation, cellular component: TRAPP complex. Gene Ontology annotation, biological process: Golgi vesicle transport. The transcript has 5 exons. The record is from RefSeq and is a predicted model, not a curated record. Lineage: Eukaryota; Viridiplantae; Streptophyta; Magnoliopsida; Lamiales; Lamiaceae.
UUGCAAAGGAGAGCAAUGCGAAAACGGUGAAUCUGUUCACAUUCUCUUCGAAGAUCUGACCGUUGAGAAAUCAUUUCACAAAUCCCUUCCGAUCUCUCUCUCUCAUGGCUCCCGCUGCUCCCAAGUCCGGUGAUGUGAUUUUCGCCAGUGUAGAUCGCGUUAACGCGGAGCUCUUUACUCUCACAUACGGUGCUAUCGUGCGCCAAUUGAUUACCGAUCUCGAGGAGGUGGAGGAGGUUAACAAGCAGCUCGAUCAAAUGGGUUAUAAUAUUGGGGUCCGUCUGGUUGAUGAAUUCCUCGCCAAAUCAAGCGUGUCAAUGUGUGUCGAUUUCAGGGAAACAGCUGAUGUGAUUGCUAAGGUUGGAUUCAAAAUGUUCCUAGGUGUCACUGCAUCUGUCACUAACUGGGAUGCAGAAGGAACAACCUGUAGUCUCAUUUUGGAAGAUAAUCCUUUGGUAGACUUUGUUGAGCUGCCUGAUACCUGUCAAGGUCUUCACUACUGCAAUAUUUUAAGUGGAGUUGUCAGAGGGGCUCUUGAGAUGGUCUCAAUGAAAACCGAGGUCACAUGGCUGCGCGACAUGCUUAGAGGAGAUGAUGUAUUUGAGUUGCAAGUCAAGCUUCUGAAGCAAGUUCCUGAGGAGUACCCAUACAAAGAUGAUGAGUAACUUGCUUCUUUUGCUGUUAUCCUCUGUAACUCCACUCUUCAUUUGGAUAUUUUGCACCUCCUUUUGGCCUAGCUACAUUUCUUUGCUAGUAAUAUCACUUGCAACGACAUUGCCCAUAGUUAGAAAGAAAAAAGAAAAUGGAUUCGUUAAAUUACUAUUGCUUCCUCUUGCAGUUGCAAUUGUUGCA